This is a messenger RNA of Leptinotarsa decemlineata (Colorado potato beetle), 7965 nucleotides long. RefSeq lists its product as uncharacterized. Gene Ontology annotation, molecular function: ATP binding; ATP hydrolysis activity. The record is from RefSeq and is a predicted model, not a curated record. Lineage: Eukaryota; Metazoa; Arthropoda; Insecta; Coleoptera; Chrysomelidae. Gene Ontology annotation, cellular component: nucleus.
AAGGAAGAACGAAGUAUCUAUCUGAAAUCCGAAGAAGUGGAUAUGAUUUUCACUGAAGACACACCACCGAAAGCCACCAAUCCAGGAACCUUUGAGAAUCUUGUUAAUGGAAUAAUAUCCUCAGAAUCUAUGACAAAUCUGGAAAAUGAAAAUCAUAUCUUGGUAGAGAAUGAUGAAGAUGGGACUAAUGUUUCCAAAACGAAUUUUGAUAAAAAACCUUUAACUCAACCAGUUUCUGCAGGAAGCAAAAACAUUCUGAACAUAUCAAAUGACACAGGACAGCAACCUGGCGAGAGUUUAAUUCAUAAUGGUUCACCUUGUAUGUCUAGCGAUGGUGACAGUGAGUGUAGUUUUGAAACUGUUAAACUUUCCAACAAUGAUUCACAGUCUCCUUGCAAAACUUCCGAAAAAGGAUCCAGAAUAUUGAAAAUUCCUGUUGAUAUAGAUGAAUCGACUAAUGACUCUGAUAAGUACUCAUCUGGGUCAAGUUAUACUAUUGACAGUUUUAUGCAAAUAACCAAAAAAAAUAAAUCAUCUAAAAAUAUAUCUUCAUCACAGGAUCUCGAUAGCUCUUUCAACUCACAAGAACAUGUAGAAAAGCAUUCAAUAGAAUCUGAUUCUGGUAAUAUUACGAAUAGUCAAUCUUCAACAUCUGCUGAUAGUACUGAUAUAUCAAAUUCUUCAUCGAGUGAAAGUACCUUAGCUAACUCAUCUGUUGAAGAAGUGACAACAGAGUGUAUUACAGAUAGCACAUUAGUUGAUAAAUUGGAUGAGACUACAGUCACCAGCAUAUUUGACAAUAAAUCUGGGUUACCUACGUUGAUUAAGCGUACAGAUAAUCAAUGCUCACAAACAAAAGAUCCUUUCAUUGAAAUUAUCACCUCUCCGGUUUCUACCAGCUGUGAUUCUGGAAAUCCACAGUCUGAUAUCCUUGAAAAUUUUUCAGCAUAUCAGUAUGGCAGUAGAACUGAAGAGAAGAAACAAAAAGAGUCUGAUUCUAAAAAGCUACCGAGUGAACCAAAUUCAGAGGGUUACAUAGAGUCUGCAACUGCUAAUAUUCCUCAUUAUUCAGAAAAUACAAAUAUGGAACAUCAGGAGAAUAAAAAUGAUAGGGAUGGUGAAUUGUCUGCUAUUGAUAAUGAAAUAAAUUCUUAUGAACAAACAGAAAAUCUAAAUAGUCACAAUGGCAAAAAUGAACAUGCAAAAGAGACGGCCAUGAAAAAUUCAGAUGAGCAUACAAAAAUGACAAGCUCUGAGAAAAAAUGUCCUGAUAGAAGUGAUGUCAGUAAAGAGGGAAAGGAUAGUUCCAUUGAUACUUUGAAUUAUCCUGAUGACCAGGCUGAAAGACUCACAAGUAGAAAAAAAGUGGAAUAUCUGGGUUGUGGAAAUGAAGAUACAAAUUCUACAUAUGACAAAAGCAAUUAUCUUAAUAAAAAAAUCUCUGAAAAUGAAAAUUCUGAUUCAACAGAUAAUAUCGAGGAUGGAAUCGUUGAUGAUAUAUUUUUCAAAACACCCGAUGAGUCUCUUCAAAAUGAUGACAAUAAAAAAAGUUGUGAAGAUUCUGAGUCUUCAGAUAAUGAAAUUUAUUUUCAACCCACCCAAAAGAUAUCUGAAACAUCAUAUAUUCAUUUAGGUUUUGAUGAAGAUGAAGCAACCCAGGUCAUAACUACGAUUGAACAAACAGAAGCAGGAAGUAUUGAUAAGCAAAACAGUCAGAGAGUGUCUGCUGGAGAAAAUAAAGAUGUUGCAAAUGACACCAGUAACGUAUAUUAUUUGGCUACUCAAAAAUUAUCUGAUACAGACACUAGUAAUGUAGAAAAUGAAGGUAACAGAGAUCAUUCCAAGUCGGGUCAAGAUUCAAUAGAACCUGAUGUGAAUGAAAGAGAAGAUGAUAUUAGCAAUCCUUUUUCUGUGGAAACAGUAAAAUGGGAUUCAGAUGAAGAUACUAAUAUCUCUGACAGUCAAUCCUUCACGGUAUCAGAUCUUUUGAAUGAACACAAUUACAGUUGUGCUUCUAUUUCAGACAUUGACGACCCUGCAAAAAAUGAAAAAAUCGUUCAGAAUCCUGAAAUAGAAGAUAGUGAUUCUAGAGAAACUGAUAACAAAGUAUCAGAUAAAGUAAACUCGGAACUUGAAAUAGAGGACAGCGAUUCUGACACUAUAAAUCGGAAUUGUAAAAAUGAGACAGAUGAAAAUAACAUAGUUUCUCCAAGUUUCUCCUCACGAGAAAAUGGAAGUGAUGAAGAAGAUUGUCAAAAGUCACUUUCUGAUUCAUUGGACAUUAUUGACACAAGCUACAUACACAGUGAACAUAAUUAUAGUUCCGGUGGAUCUCCAGGUGUCACCGAAGAUGAAGAUAUAGUUAACAGAUUUGCAGGAGGGUAUAAUCAAGCUAAAGGUAAUGAUAACGAUAGUGACGAAACUGACAUAGAUAGAGAAAUGAAUUUCAAUAAAGAUUUUGUCAGUGUAUGUGAGGACAAGAAUUCAGUAGAGAAAAAAGACUUGGCUAAUCUGGAGGAAAUACCGGACAGUCAGGAAGAGUUUUCCCUCUCGCAGCAGAGUACCAAAUCAUAUGAAUUUGACAUCAGCGAAAAUGUCAAUAAUUUAGGUAGUUCAAGUGAUGAAGAAAUAGAUAACACUGACAAAGAAACUACAGAUAUGAUCCAUAAAAAUGAGAAAGGAGCAGGAAUUAUUGCCAAAGAACUAGAAGCUUUGUUGUCAGAGGAUGUCAGCAGCCCAAGUAAAUCUGAAGGGCAUAAUCAACAGCAGAAUACAGAAGUAGUUGUUGAAUCUUUGGAAAAUAAUAAGGAAAAAGCGCAAGCAGUAUUGAUCGACAAUAAUGUUCAGUCAUGCGAAUCUUUAUUAGAAAUUACUAUGGAGGAAAUUCUGUCAGAUGUGGAAAAAGAUAAAGAAAAAGUUGACUCUCAAGCAACCAUAAUCUUAGAUGAUGAUGACAUCAAACCAAAAUUAGAAAUAGUUAUUGAAGAAAAUAUGUUGGAGGAUUCAAAGCAUUUGGUUCAGAAUCAAAAUGAUAUCGGUGAUGAAAUUCUUGAACUGUUGAAAGAGGUAGCUAUACCAACCUUAGAAAAUGCCAAUUUAAGCCAGAUUGAUACAACAAACAAUAUCCCUGGUGAGCUCAAGGAAGCAGAAGACAUUUUGAAAAUGAUGGUUCAAGGAAGUUCAAUUGAAUUGAGCGAAUCAGAUGAGACUGAUGAUGAUCUACUACUUUUGAGUGAUAUCAGUUUGGAAGAAGCCGAUAACGAAGAAAAAACCACAAGCUUUCAGAAAAAUAAAAUGUUACAGGUUCUAGCUGAACAUAAUAUGAUCGACUGCUACGUUGACAUAGAAAAGUUACAACUACCCAAAGAGGAUUUAGUUGAAUAUACCAAAAAAUUAGAAGAUAACAUUGAUUGGUUGUGCGACUUAAACACAUUGAAUAAAAGGAAAAAUGAUGGUAACCUACCAUAUGGAAAGAUGAAGGGCGUUAAGAAAAUAAGAAGGGAUUCAAGUUCCAUUUCUAGUUCAUCGGAUACUGAUUCCGACCUUGAAAUUUUUGGACCUAGGCCUGGCACACCUGUUCUUCCCAAAAAAGUUGAACAAAAACUGGAUACCUUUCUGGCUAAUGCAAUAUGCAGAGACUUGAAAGGUAGUAGUGACUUGAGCAGUUAUGAAAAUGAAGUUGAGACUGAUGAUUCUACAAAGAAAAAACAGAAAAAUAAAAAGGACACCAAUAAAAAAGGUGACAAUGAAUCUGAUAACAAUAAUGAAAGUAAUGCAGAUGCAGUUGAUGAGAGGGAAAAACUUAGCAAAGAGGAUUUGGAAAAAAAAUCAUGGAAAAAUGAUCCUCUACUGAGGGGAAAAUUGUCAUCAGGUUCAGAUACUGGUUGUAAUAGUAAGAAAUCUUUAAAAAUGAAAAGAAAAAGUCGGAGAUUGGAACGUGAUAAUGAAGUCAGUGUAGCUUCAGAUAAUUUAGAUUCUGACAGUGACUUGGAAGGUGUUUGUGAACAAAACAAAUCAAAGUUGGAAGAGACACUAAUCAGUCCAAUCAAAAGAAAUAUUCCAUCUUCUGAUAGUAGUAGUAGUGAUUCUGACAGUGACAUCGAAUUUGUGUCUCAAAAAGUUCAAACACCACUAAAGGAUGGCGAGACUGCUGGUCCCAGCCCCAGUCAAAAGGGUAGAAGAAAUAUUAGGGCACUUAUGUCACAGGAAUCACUGGCUGAAGCUACCCAGAAAGCAACCUUAGAAGAAAUGGAGAGAAUAGAACGAUUGAAGGAUCGUCACAAAAUUAUAGAAUCAUUUUCACAGUCACUCAGUAAUAGCGUGUCCCACGAUGAGGAAACAGUCCCUUUUGCUCUUGAUGUGGAUGAGAAAACAGGAGAACCAUUGAUUGAAGUGAAUUCGAAGUUAGCUGACAAACUAAAACCUCAUCAGAGAAUGGGGAUACAGUUUAUGUGGGAUUCAUGCUAUGAAAGUCUUGAGCGAAUGAAAAAGCAUGAUGGGUCUGGUUGCGUUUUGGCUCAUUGUAUGGGCUUGGGAAAAACUCUUCAGGUUAUUACUCUUAUCAACACAUUGUUCAACUACGAGACAACAAAUACCAAACACGUCUUAGUUGUUUGCCCACUUUCCACUGUGAAUAACUGGGAUAAUGAAGUGAAGUUUGCAUUCAAAGGAAUUGAAGAAGAACAAAAUUUCAAAGUUUUUCCCGUGUCAAACAAUAGUGAUAAAUAUAAUUUAGUCAAAAAGUGGUGGUUACGUAAAAAGGCAUUAUUGAUUGUUGGUUAUGAGUGUUUUCAAAGAUUAACCAAUGAAAGUGAACUAAAUAAAGUUGACGAGCCGACUAAAGAUUUAAUGUUGAGUGCACUGAAUGAUCCAGGUCCAGAUUUGGUUAUAUGUGAUGAAGGCCAUUUAUUGAAAAACAAAAAUGCCUUGAAAUCGUUGGCUUUAAAUAAAAUAAGAAGCAAAAGACGAAUAGUACUGACCGGCACACCCUUGCAAAAUAACUUAUUGGAAUAUCAUCAUAUGGUGCAGUUUGUUAAACCAAAUCUUUUAGGAAAUAAUAAAGAAUUCAAAACCAAUUUUGUGAAUCCUAUAACGAAUGGUCAAUAUGAAGAUUCAACAGAAGAUGAUAUCAAACUGAUGAUGAAAAGAACCCAUGUACUUCAUAAGCUAUUAGUUAAGACUGUUCAGCGAAUAGAAGAUACCGAAUUACAGAUUUACCUUCCCAAAAUGCAAGACCAUGCAUUAUUUAUUCAAUUGAAUCAGGUUCAGGUGGAUCUUUACAAUCAAUAUUCUGAAAUUAUAAAGUUAAACAUUGGCAAAAAGCAACAUAAAGGAUUCUUCAGCGAUUUUUCAGUUUUCCAGUUAAUAUGUACUCACCCCCACCUUUUAUCAAUAAUGGAAAAAAUGAGGACUAAGAGAAUAACAGAAACGGAUGUCAUUACAAAUGAGGACGAUCAGCCUAUCUGCAAUUUGAGUGGUUGGUGGAAGGAUAAAAUGCCGAAAGAUGCCAAAAAAAAAAUUGACUAUGGAAGUAAAUUGGUUGUUCUUAAGGCUAUAAUAGAAGAAUGUGAAACAAUUGGCGAUAAAGUGCUUGUAUUCUCCCAAAGCUUGGGUGAACUUAAUCUCAUAGAACAUUUUUUGAAUACUUAUGGUACAGAAAAAUGUUUAUCAUGGAAAAAAGCAGAAGAUUAUUAUCGAAUGGAUGGUACUGUAAAUACUGGAGACAGAACUAAAAUUUGUGAUAAAUUCAAUGAUACAACUAAUAAGAAGAUAAGGUUGUUACUGAUGUCUACUAAAGUAGGUGGUUUAGGAUUAAAUUUGACUGGUGCUAAUAGAGUUAUAAUAAUGACAGUGAGUUGGAAUCCUUCGUAUGAUACUCAAAGUGUAUUCAGGGCAUACAGAUUUGGUCAAGAAAAGGAAGUUUAUGUUUAUAGGUUAAUUUCAUUGGAUACAAUGGAAGAGAAAGUUUAUCAUCGUUCUGUAACGAAACUAGCGAUAUCUCACCGGGUGAUAGAUAAACAUCAAAUCACAAGACACUAUCAAAGAAUGCACUUGCAGGAAUUGUAUUCGUGUAAACCUUCUGCUGACGAAGAACGGCCAACGCCAAAUGUACCCGAAGAUCAGAUGCUUGCUAAAUUGAUACUUCAAUUACCUUGCAUUUUCAAAUAUCAUGAGCACAAAGCUUUGUUGGCUAACAGACCAGAAGACAGCCUCAGUGAACAGGAAUUGACAGCUGCUUGGGAAGCUUGGAAAAAUAAUGAAAAUUCUGCCAAUACUCCAGCAAAACCACAUGCAGUUCUACCACAAAGAACUCAGGCAGUCCCUCCGCAAAAGACUCAGGGAGUCCCUCCGCAAAAGGCUCAGGGAGUCCCUCCGCAAAAGGCUCAGGGAGUCCCUCCGCAAAAGGCUCAGGGAGUCCCUCCACAAAAGGCUCCGGGUGUCCCUCCACAAAAGGCUCAGGGAGUCCCUCUACAAAAGGCUCAGGGAGUCCCAACACAAAAGGCUCAGGGAGUCCCAACACAAAAGUCUCAGGCUUUACCAGCACAAAGGGUUCAGGCAGUACCACAACAAAAUAAUCAGGCAGUCCCUCCUCAAAAUAACCAUGCAGUUUUUCAUCCAAUGAGUCAUGUAGCAAACCCUCCAUUGCCCCCUUUGAUUGAAGCCCUAAACUAUGGUGUUGGCCGAUCUAACCUGAAUCAGCUUGCCAAUACCAACCUAUCUAGAGCACCACCAAUUAAUUCUUCAUUAGAUGAUAAUUUAAGGCAGUACUACAUUCCAAAAAAAAACGUUAUUGUCUCUUCUCCCACAGUGAAUUCACAUAUUAUUGAAAAUCGCACUAGUAAUGGUGUUCUACCUAGUCAAAAACUGUUGUCUACUUCAGAAAAUACAAAUCAAUCAGAAUCAACAAGAAACAUUUCAAAACGUGUCAGUAAAGUUAUUCCACCCAGUAGGUUCAGACGUCAAGACAAUGUGUUACCUACAGUACCUGUUGCAAAAAAAAUCAACUUUUCAUCUAAAUCUGUGAGAAAAUACAAUUUGAUUAAGUCAUCAACUAUUAGUGCUGAUACGCGGUUCCAAAACAGCAGUCUCGCUCCAGGACUUACCAGUGUUAAUAAGAAUAUGGAAAGACUACAAGGAAACAAUAAAACAAACUUGAUGCUUCCAAACAUGCCGAAAGAUAUCAAUGUUGUUAAAUCAAAAUCGCCAAAAAUUUUAGGAACAGAAAGAAGACUGGUUCCAUGUCCAUUACCUCUAGGUAUUCAUUCUAACGUCAAAGAAAAUCCAUUUAACAGAAACCAAACCAAGAGUCAAGUUAACAUCGGCAACUCUACAAAUGAGACGGGUAACGUGAGAAGUAAACAAAUGAACUCGGUUUCAUCUUCAAGUGGCAAUGAAUUUAACAAAAAAAGGCAUUCAAAUGAAAAUUCUCUUCCACCUCAAGAUAGGAGAAAUUUGGUGAGCAAAAGACGACAUUUAGAUGAUUCUUCAAAAAAGUCUAAGAGAAUCAAAGGAGCUCAUGUACCAUUAGGCAACAAAGGGGAUGUUUCAACAAUUAUUUUAGAUGACAUACCCAAGAAACCUCAUCAAAAAGAAAACGGCACAGGAUCUAGUAAUGAAAGUAGGCUAGUCUCAAUUAAUAUAGAUGAUGAAGCUGAUGUAAUUUUUGACACUUCUUCUGAAUCUGGUUCUUUAUCAAAUGAAAUUAUCAACAAUUUGAAACUGAGCGGAGUUUCAGUUCGCCCAGUAAACAGAGAUUUUAACAUUGACACGGUUUGUUUGGAAAGUAGGGCUUGCAGUGACUUCAGAAAUCUGUUAGCUACCUACAAUUAUACUUUAACAAUAACUGAACCGACCAGGGUCACUCCCCAGUCCAGCAGUUGACUUGAUUAAUAUCAUUACAAACUUUGAAGGAGAUAUGAAAGGAAAAGUCAUUGAAACAGGUAUAUCGGACCACUCAGGGCAGGU